ACUCUCUUGGUGUCGUAUCAUCUUGGUUGCAUUCAACAGCUGGGUGGAACUCCCGACAAAAACUUGCUUCAGUGACGUUUUCAAAAGAGAUGGAAAUUGGACGGCUUUGAAAUAACCCUACCGUAGCAUCAAGACUCACUUCUCCUCGUUGUCAUGGAUUUUAAUGUCAAGCGGCUAGCUGCAGACGCGGGUACCUUCCUAAGUCGUGCUGUGCAAUUCACAGAAGAGAAGUUUGGCCAGGCCGAGAAGACAGAAUUGGAUGCCCAUUUGGAGAAUCUUUUGGUAAGAGCUGAGACCACCAAGCAAUGGACAGAAAAAAUCAUGAAGCAGACCGAAGUCUUAUUACAACCCAACCCAAAUGUCCGACUUGAAGAAUUUGUGUACGAGAAACUGGAAAAAAAGGUCCCAACGCGAAUGAACAACCAUGAACUGUUGGGCCAGUCCAUGAUUGACUCAGGAAAUGAAUUUGGUCCCGGGACGGCUUAUGGAAAUGCUUUGAUAAAAUGUGGCGAGACCCAGAAGCAAAUCGGCGGUGCAGAGCGAGAGUUAAUUCAAAGUUCUGCCAUCAAUUUCCUGACCCCUUUCAGGAACUUUCUGGAGGGGGACUUCAAAACGAUCCUGAAAGAACGAAAGCUGCUGCAGGUCAAGCGUUUGGAUCUGGAUGCAGCCAAAACGAGACUCAAGAAGGCCCGCAUGGCUGAUACUCGAGCUGUUGCUGAACAGGAGCUAAGGAUGACUCAGAGUGAAUUUGACCGUCAGGCUGAGAUCACGCGACUGCUGCUCGAAGGCGUCAGCAGCACCCAUGCACACCACCUACGCUGUUUGAAUGAUUUUGUGGAGGCUCAGACGACCUACUAUGCGCAAUGCUACCAGUAUAUGGUGGAUCUGCAAAAGCAGUUGGGAAGUUUUCCUUCGUCAUUCUCCAAUAACAACCAGUCGUCAGUGACGGAAGGGGCCAGCAUUUCAGUGCCCACCAUACCAGUGUCGGCCUCCCUGCCCGCCUCUUCCAGCCGCGGUGGCUUCAGCGAAUUGCGUAUCUCCAGCGGCAGCCGCAAAGCGAGGGUCCUUUACGACUACGACGCGGCGAGCGGCAGUGAACUUUCCCUGCUGGCCGAUGAGGUUAUCACAGUCAGCAGCGUGCCAGGCAUGGAUUCCGACUGGCUCAUGGGAGAGCGAGGCAGCCAGAAGGGCAAAGUACCAAUCACCUAUCUGGAAUUACUUAACUGAAAAAUGCAUCGUCAGUCGUGAGCUUAUGCUCCCAUAUCAGCCCUCUUCCAUUUUGUUUUUAUUUUAUAUAAUAUAUAAAAAGUCAGGCUCCAUUUUUAGUGAGGGCACCUGAACUCAAAGCUGGAAUCAGUGCGUUCAAGUGAACGGAGGGGGAAAUGGAGUUGAUGUUUUUGCAUGCAGCUGACUUACAUUUCAAUUUUUUUUUAAAGUUGCCUCUCUUCCAUACCUUUGUAUUUGAUGUUAAACAAUUUGCAAUGGGUGCCAGAACAUCUUCCAAAGUUUUCCAUGCAUUUCGUUUUUGUUUACAUGAUCUAUCUACAUAUAGUAUACACAUCUCAGUUGCCUAAGGGUGUAAGUUUGGAGUCUCUCUCUACUUUGUUCACUGCUACCGUAAAGUAAUUUUUUUCCCCCUUCGCACUUCAUCCUGAAAACCAGCGUGAUGCUCGUUCAGAAUUGGCUUGACCAUAAUGAGAUAUUGUAUAUGUUUAUGAAAUAGCAGUGGGCAACAGCUUUGUGAAGUUUGGCACAAGCCUUGUGAGCACUUUGAACUUUUAAGUGCCAGAUGAAAUUAAUCGGGAACGAAAUCAGUUUUAUUCCAAACAACUUGCCAAACAUUUUCAACAACUUUUAGUUUUUGUCCAAAUCCAACAGUCUUCAGAUUGGCAAUUUGUUCUACUUUUUAGCCUCGACUCCUGUUACUUGAUAUUUAUUGCUAAUUGGAAAACUCACAUCUUGAAAACUCAAAGAUGUGAACAUCAAAAUGUUCACAUUUUUGUAGGGAUUUGUCAACCUAUGGCUACUUUGAGAUUAAGUUAUUUGCUGGGUGUAUAGUUGGCAAAUGAUUAGUUUUAUCGUAUGGCACGCUGAUCAAUAUCCUAUCUUUGAUAUCUUCUGAUAUGAUGAUAUCAUCUGAUAUGAUGGGUGUGGCAUGGCUAAUACAUCAUCCUU
Messenger RNA from Hippocampus zosterae (dwarf seahorse), 2175 nucleotides. Its product is annotated as endophilin-B1-like. The coding region runs from base 154 to 1227 and encodes 357 amino acids. The transcript is spliced from 9 exons. Gene Ontology annotation, cellular component: membrane; cytoplasm. The record is from RefSeq and is a predicted model, not a curated record. NCBI's taxonomy places the organism in Eukaryota, Metazoa, Chordata, Actinopteri, Syngnathiformes, Syngnathidae. Gene Ontology annotation, molecular function: protein binding. Gene Ontology annotation, biological process: membrane organization.